GAGCCCGUGACUGUCCAGGCACACAGCAAAUCAGCACUACGUGUUUCUCAAAGUUCACAGCAGGUGGAAAUGGAUAUGAAAAUUGUUCUUGACCAAGAGAACAUCGAUAGUAAAGCUGUUUUAAAACAACAGAACUAUGAGACCAGGCUGCCACUUAUAACUAAGAAAAAGUCUGCUCCUAUGUGUAGUCAGAAGAUAGUGAAAGGUCAUACAGUUAGCAACCUUUGGGACUUGCCUGCCUCUCACUACAUGGGUUCUCCCUUACCCCUGUUAGAAGAAGAUAUAACAAAAGGUAUUCUGAGCCUAACUGAACAAAGGCUUAUCCCUCCAGCAGCAAAGAUAACUCUCCAGACACCUCCUGUUGUAUCCAAAGCAGCACCUUUCCAUGAAUUUCACAGGCAGCACAAGAAAUCAGCUGUAGGAGAGGUUAGUAGUAGGGUGGACCCUGAGAACACAGACACCAUCACCUUCCCAAGCUCAAAGGAAGCAAUUUAUGGCACGUGUUCCUCUAGUAAAGGUAACAUUGCACCACUUCCAUCCAGCAGCUCCAUGGUUUCAGCAAGGAAAUCAAAGCCAGUGUGGACAUAUCCAGCUCAACAGUUGGAAUCUGAGCUGCAGAUUCCCUCUCAGACACCACAGCCCCCGCAAAUGUCUCCAUGUCAGUCCUUACAGGAUCCGUGCUUUGAUUGCAACAUUGCUGUUUACCAUGGCACAAUAGACCAGAAAGCUCCAGGCUUUCUGGCGUUCAGGCGACAUUAUUGUUCAUCUUGGGGGAGCAUUGUCUUUUUCUUGGAACAUACAGAAAAGCUUCUCAAGGACUACGCGGUACCGUUGGCUACAAUAAACUCUAAAAAGUUGGCGGAAGUUGCAUCAAACUUUAAGCUUAAUGAGAAUCCCACCAAAAGUGACAUUCUGUCAGUCAUAAAGAAUCAAUCAACUGUGGAAAAGAUCUUAAAUCGACCUGGCCAAAGAUACAAAGGCCAAGGGGGUACCGAAAUGGCCGCUACAAAGAUCCAAGCAACAUGGCGAUGUUAUCAGGCCAGAAAAGCCUAUGUCCGUUUCGGGCAGCAGCAGUGGGCAUCAGGUGUGAUUGCCAUUUCUUGGCUCUUGCGUAAUCACAUGGCACGUGUGAAAAAGACCCUGAAGGAAUCACGUCAGAGACACCUGGAGAAUUUUUACAUCAGGGCCAAGCAUCUGGCAGCCAACUGGAAUCGCAUCAGGACCUCCAGGAGGACUAUUAUCCAUAUCCCAUCAUUAGGAUAUUCCCAAUGCAUCCGUGAGCAUAUUCCUGAUCUUGCUCUCCAACAGAAUAUGCAGAUGGGAAGGCUGUGUGACAUACUGGAUGCCAACGUGAACGUCAUCUACAUCUGCCCCCUUCAUCUGAGUGAGGAGUUACUGCAGUAUUACAAUAAACUCCUGGGUCUGCAGGCAGCUGUUAGAUCUGGGAACCCUGAGGACAUGGGUGACCUGCAGGACAGGUUCAAAAUUCUCACCCCUGAAGCUAUAAACAGCUUCCCUAUGAUUAGUGUUCUCAGCCAGCUGAUCAUUGACAAUAUGGAAGUGCAGCGUUGGUUGUUUAAAGUGAACGAUGAAUCUGGAGGAAAUGGCACUGCCUAUUGUGACAUUAUCUCGCAUUUGAAAUGCUACCCCUGGGUUCAAAAGGAACGUCAGAGAUACAGCCCUGAGAUAUGGAGUAAGAAGCGGGCACAUGAGCCAGCUUUGGUGAAGAUCUCCCAGGAGCUGCCGGGCCUUUUAGCACAGCACGUACAGCCAGUCAAUGAGAAACGAUUCCCUACAUGGGAAAAAUUCCUCCAAACAUUUCUUCGUCAAGGUGGUGUGAUAGAAGCCUUCCCGCUCUCGGAAAAUGUCACAAACCUUACGGUGGAUAUGCUGAUAGAGCCAACAGGCAAGAUAAAAAUAGUGUCGUCUGGAGAUCAGCUCCACGCUGACGGUCCUUUGCGAUCAUCUGGCACUACCAUUCCGCAAUGUUCUGUUGAUCCAGCAGUUCUUAAUUCACUCUGCUUAAAAAUUGGAGAAACCUGUAAAUCUGAAGGAGUGCUUGGUUACUUCUCAAUUGAUUUUGUGACUUUCAUCCAUCCACGAACGAUGGAGCAGCAGGUAUGGGCAACAGACCUUGACCUUUGCUAUAGUGACCAGCUGGCCUUGACUCAGCUCAUGUUGUACGUGACAGAUGGAAAUCUGGAUUGUCGCUCCGACCGCUUUGAAGUGUCUCUUGGUUCAAAGAAAACGAAAAGCCAACAUAUUCAGCAUGAGGAGACAAAAACUCCUUCUCCAAAAAGCAACCGGUGUGCAGUAGCAAGCAGUCAACUGAGGCACUCCAGCCUUUCAGUAAUCUACUAUAAUGUUUUCCUCCAGAUGUGUAAAGCUCAUGGUGUUGGAUUUGACCUCCAGGAAAAACAGGGAACAGUUUUUAUAUUGUAUGAAGAUCAGAAGCGAUACAGAUUGGGAAUGAUAACAAUCGGAGAGGAUCUCCAGGGGGUCCUCAUGACCUUUGCUCGCAAUCUCUUCAUCAUCCAUCAAGAAAUAUCAGCACCUAAUAUGCAAGGCGAGACCAAUUUUAAGAUGGCAAUUCAAGAUAUUGAAGCAAUUCUAGGAAUUACAGCAGAAAACAAACUGAAAUUGGAAGAAGAGCAACCUUUGAAAGCAGAUGCUCUGAAAGAAUAGUUAACGGAAAAUGUUUAAGUGCCUUAUUCUUUAUGCUUCUGGAAACGCUUUCUCAUCUGUAAGAACAGGUUUGGUUUUCCUUCUGCAUUGGCAUGCGAGGUAAUAUUAACCGAGACAGUAUAUUUUCAUGAUUUCCGAGUGCGGUGUUUAGAAGAAUAUCCCU
Gymnogyps californianus (California condor) is the source of this 2848-nucleotide messenger RNA. It is a transcript of the gene IQCH, whose product is annotated as IQ motif containing H. NCBI's taxonomy places the organism in Eukaryota, Metazoa, Chordata, Aves, Accipitriformes, Cathartidae. Gene Ontology annotation, molecular function: protein binding. The transcript is spliced from 17 exons. The coding region runs from base 70 to 2685 and encodes 871 amino acids. The record is from RefSeq and is a predicted model, not a curated record.